Molecule: messenger RNA, 504 nt
Organism: Microthlaspi erraticum
Lineage: Eukaryota; Viridiplantae; Streptophyta; Magnoliopsida; Brassicales; Brassicaceae
Source: the annotation of a GenBank genome assembly
AUGAAUGAAGCGUGGAUAAAGGCUGCUGACUUUAACGAGCUAGUAAACUCCUCUGAGAAAAUCGGAGGAGCCAUCAAGAAGGAAGAAUCUUGCCAGGAGUUCAGACAGAUGCUAGAAGCUUGCGGGAUGUGGGAGCUAGAGCACAAGAGUUACCAAUUUUUCUGUGAAGACUGGUCCAGACGGCUGAAACCGUGCAGCAGCGCCCAAGACCGCGCGCACCGGCCGAUCGGGGAACUAUCGUCCCACAAUCAGCCCGCUCAGAACACCACAUCUGUCCUGCCUAGUGCACGGCUGAGCGCACAUACCAAACCGGGAAGCAUCGCCCCGCGUUCGACCUGCCUGCUUACCACGAUAAGUGUACUACGCACGAUCGCACCGUCCGACCAGGAAGGCAUCGUCCCGAGUCCGGCCAGAACGCUCAACCAAAUUUAUCCGCCCGCCCGAACCCGACGACCGAACGAGAAAUCUCUCGGCCACGAUCGAUCCGAUCGUACCGAUGGCUGA